UCUGCGACCUCCCCCUUUCCCACCGACACGCAUUCGCCGGUCAGCUCGGCUCAUUGUUUCUGCCCGUCCACCCCCCGCGCCACCGUCCGACCCCGCUGGGUUCACGUCCGCAGCUGGUGGCUGGUGGUUUAUGAUCGGCCGUUUGAUCGGUGGUGUGUCUCAGAGGCUGCCGAGCUUGUUGUACCGGGUGUCGCUGAUGAUGAGGCCGCAGGUUGUGUUCGUGCUGGGCGGGCCUGGCGCCGGCAAAGGGACCCAGUGCGCCAAGAUCGUGGAGAACUACAGCUACACACAUCUGUCAGCUGGAGACUUGCUGAGAGCAGAGCGAGCGAGAGAAGGGUCAGAGUUUGGACAGCUCAUCGCCAACUUCAUCAAGGAGGGCAAAAUUGUCCCUGUGGAGAUCACCAUCAACUUACUCAGGAAGGCGAUGGAAGAGACGAUGCAGAAGGACGCGAAAAAGUUCCGUUUCCUCAUCGACGGAUUCCCCCGCAACGAGGACAACCUUCAGGGGUGGAACACCGUCAUGGACGGCAAAGCUGACGUCAAAUUUGUGCUUUUCUUCGACUGCAGCAAUGAGGUCUGCAUCGACAGAUGUCUAGAAAGGGGCAAGAGCAGUGGACGCUCCGAUGACAACAGAGAAAGCCUGGAGAAAAGAAUCCAAACUUACCUACAGUCUACACGACCAAUCAUUGAACUGUAUGAGAAACACGGCAAGGUGUGCACCGUAGACGCCUCUCGUUCCGUGGAUGAGGUGUUUGCUGAUGUGAAAGCCAUCCUAGACAAAGAUGAUUGAGUCAUCGCCCGCUGCCAACAACAUUCAUUUACCUUUUAUGUUUUUUUUCCUUUUAUCCACUGCAAGUACACUAUUAUAUUAUGUCCAUUCAUAAGACCUGUUACUUUGGUUACUUAUUUUUUGUUUUACAUGUCUUUUAUAUUUGCUGCACUCUUUGUGAGUGUGUGUACAAUAUGUAUUGGUGUGAGUGAGAAGUGGACACGCCUAGCAGCUACUUGUGAUCAACUAGUUCACAUGCAGAAGUAUCACUAUCUUUCAUCAUAGUCCGAGGCGUUUGAAUAGGAACAAAAUGUAUUGUUAUCUUAGAGAAACACUUUUUUUGUCAAAAACACAGUACUGAUGUGCUUCAUCAUGGCCAUGAAUCCUAGGAGUAGUCAUAAUUCAGAGAAAGCAUAGAUAAUAAAGGAACACAAUGUCCAAUC
Messenger RNA from Scophthalmus maximus (turbot), 1212 nucleotides. RefSeq names its product cytidylate kinase (gene cmpk1). Lineage: Eukaryota; Metazoa; Chordata; Actinopteri; Pleuronectiformes; Scophthalmidae. Gene Ontology annotation, biological process: CDP biosynthetic process; 'de novo' pyrimidine nucleobase biosynthetic process; UDP biosynthetic process. Gene Ontology annotation, cellular component: nucleus; cytoplasm. The coding region runs from base 131 to 790 and encodes 219 amino acids. The record is from RefSeq and is a predicted model, not a curated record. Gene Ontology annotation, molecular function: ATP binding; UMP kinase activity. The transcript has 6 exons.